Molecule: messenger RNA, 1279 nt
Organism: Filobasidium floriforme
Lineage: Eukaryota; Fungi; Basidiomycota; Tremellomycetes; Filobasidiales; Filobasidiaceae
Product: putative heterotrimeric G-protein GTPase
Exons: 13
Coding region: 127-1200 (357 amino acids)
Biological process (GO): G protein-coupled receptor signaling pathway; Rho protein signal transduction
Cellular component (GO): heterotrimeric G-protein complex
Molecular function (GO): G protein-coupled receptor binding; guanyl nucleotide binding; GTPase activity
Source: RefSeq, a predicted model, not a curated record
UGCUCGAACACAAACCGACCUCCUGUGCGACCAAGUCCUUACUACAUCAGUGAUCCGACUAUCACCCCACAAUCAUCCCGAACCACAUAUCAGAACACCAAUCCAAAGAAAGAAUAAAGAGCAACGAUGGGCGCGUGCAUGUCAUCCGGAGGUGGGGAUACCAUCGAGGCGAGGACGAACAGGGAUUUGGAGAAGAUGAUCAAGGAGGAUGAGAGGAAGAUGCGGCAGCAUGUCAAGCUCUUACUGCUCGGAGCAGGCGCUUCGGGGAAGAGUACGGUGCUCAAGCAGAUGAGGCUCAUCCAUAACGUGUCUUUCACCCCGGCCGAGUUGGAAUACUACCGUCAACUGGUCUUUAGCAACGUUGUCAAUGGAAUGAAGUUGAUCAUCGACGCGAUGGACGAAUGGGAGAUGAGCGUCGAGUCGCACAACCGGAAAUACAUCGCAUUAGUGGACAACCCCCCGGAUAUUAAGGACGGCGAGACGUUUCCUAUGCAAUACCGAGAACCGCUGGAAUCCCUCUGGAAGGACCGGGGCGUACAAGAGGCGUUUGCCAGGGGGAACGAGAGCGCUCUGCCAGAAAACUUGCCCUAUUUCUUUGCGGAUCUAGACCGGUUCUGGCGUCCAGACUUUAUGCCGGACCAGCAAGACAUUCUGAGGGUCCGGGUGAAGACGACGGGUAUCUCGGAGACCAAGUUUGUGGUGGGAGAGUUGACGUACUCGAUGUUUGAUGUCGGUGGUCAACGAUCCGAACGACGGAAGUGGGUAUCAUGUUUCGAGAAUGUCACGGCCAUCUUGUUCUUGGUAGCCCUGAGCGGGUACGACGAGUGUUUGGUCGAAGACAAGGAUUCGAACCAAAUGCAAGAGGCCUUGAUGCUAUUUGAUUCGAUCUGCAAUUCGCAGUGGUUUACCAAGACGAGCAUUAUCCUGUUCCUGAACAAGGACGACAUCUUCCGUCAAAAGAUCAUGAACCCUAAAUCCCAGAUCGCGCAAUAUUUCCCCAACUUUGACGGCCAGCCACUGGAUUACGAGGGCGGGCGAGAGUUUUUCCGGAAACAGUUUACGAGGCUGAACAGGUCGUCGACUAAAGAGGUCUAUACGCACUGCACAACCGCAACGGAUACGGCGAUGCUCAAGGUGGUCAUGGCAGCGGUACAAGACACAAUUCUACGAAGCCAGUUGAGAGAUAUGGCGAUGAUCUGAUAAUGUCGCGCAAGAUAAUGGACGGGGGACCUCUUUCUGUGUCGUUUUGUGUUUCGGUAAUAUAUCUUUUUCAGCUCGC